This is a messenger RNA of Trichoderma virens Gv29-8, 831 nucleotides long. RefSeq lists its product as uncharacterized. The coding region runs from base 1 to 831 and encodes 276 amino acids. The record is from RefSeq and is a predicted model, not a curated record. Lineage: Eukaryota; Fungi; Ascomycota; Sordariomycetes; Hypocreales; Hypocreaceae. The transcript has a single exon.
AUGCCGAGAUUCAACAGGGUGUCAGAUACCCCUAUCGUUACGAUAGGCGAACCGCGCGAGCUGAAUCCUCCAGACGAAACGAGACGGCGAGAAGAGUUCAAAAGAUUGAUCCGUGGAUACAAGAGAUCAGACAGCAUUAAUGUACUAUCAUUGGCGGUCGAAGAUCAGGCAUUCUAUUGCAAGACACUCGUCAAGGGAGUCUUCGAGAUGGUCGGUGUUGAUCACAACAAGCACACACCGUGCUACCAGGCAUGCGUUGAGAAAUGCGUUUUGACACGCGUAUUGGAAGCGCAGAAUUGGUCGGGAUGGGGCGGCUACCGCGAUUUUACAAUGAAACUGUCAGAAAUUGCAAGACACACGAUGUUCUUCAAAGUCGUUCACAUCAUGAAUGCACCAAGCGUGGUGGCGGCUAUCGCAGUCAAGAAACUACGACAUGUAGAUACGAAUGGCAAGGAUGAUGUUUCUUCGCUCUUGACGAAAGCGAAGACCUUUGAAUAUGCCCAUGCAUCCAUCCAAGUGUGGAAACCGACACAUAAGGUGAUAAGGACAGACCGGCCCUACGACGGGCUUCCACUUGUGGAUAACGAAGUCACCACACUGGACGAAGAUCGCGCCAGCACCGAAGAUGGAGAUGAAGACAUUGAAGUGCUAUCAAUGGCCGACGUACAACAAACACGCAACCAGGCACAGCUUAUGCUGGAGGUGCAGCAAUUCGAGGAACCAAGGGCCAGGCCCCGAACGCCAACUCCACCCCCGCCCAUCGUGAGAAAGACGGAGGUGACGAUGACGAGACAAUAUAACCAUACACCAUGUACCCUUCAAGGCAUGUAA